AGCAGAUAUAAGUGCACUCAGUCUUUCAGCAACAAAGCAGGACACAAGCAACACACUGACCCGCUGUUGGACAACCUUCAUUUUGACCUACUUGUCCGAUACCAUGAUCUAUAUUUUCCUGCCAUGUUAACCUCAUAACAAUCCCAUGAUCAAGCUUUGAUUAACCUACUGAUUUAUAGAUAUGGGAAGACAAAGGACUUCGGGAUCUAAACUUCAUAAACACUGCGAGAGCUGCCACUACAGACGGUGUAAAGUUCCCAUAGAGAUCUCUGUGUCAUGCAUGAUCAUCAACUGCCGCUUGCUGUGUGGAGCGUCAUUUCACAUGUGCAAAGAGGACGAACACAUACUGCUGUGUCCUAAUGAGAAGGUUCCCUGCAUCAACGUGCAUUACGGUUGCCCUCUCACCAUGUGUCGCUCGAAGCUUGCCAAACACCUGGAAGUUUGUCCUGCUAGUGUGGUGGUCUGCUCCAUGGAGUGGAACCGCUGGCCCAUUGAAGAGGCAGAGCCUCCUGAGUUCUACAAAAAUAUCUUAAAGGAGAAGUACACCCAAGAGCCUCUGGACCUUUCCAUGGCACUGCGGGAUCAGAGGCAUCUGUUUCAGACCCUCAAAAUGAAAACUCUUUUUCCUGAACUUAUUGAAAAGAUUGAGGAGAAAUCUGUCAUUCAAGAACUUGAGGGAGCUGUUGGAGGGGUACCUAAAGAUGCACAAGAAGCCUUAACAUCUAUAAGUGAUCUCUUAGGCCUUGAACCUGAAGAGAGGGAGUUAACUCAGGAAGAGAGAGAGGCAAUAGCAAGGGACACUAAUAUAUCAGGCAUUGAAAGGUAUGACAUCUGGGAGAGGAUGUUCAGUAUGGAGAUGAGUGGUUGCAAGCAGACAGUUAAGUCAUUAGGCACUAACCCUGCUUCCAGUAGCAAAGAGUUGAAACCCCAAGCAAAUCCAAGCAAGUUGGACAUCCUUAAAGAGGAUAUGGAAACAGCAACAGGGAAUUCAGACACAUUUAUUUAUAUGCCUCGUUUCAAUCCAUAUGAAAUGGAUGAAGAUAAAUUUUUGAUAGCAGCAUCCUUGUAUGCGUGUGAUACACGUCCAAUAAAGACAUUUGUAUAUGAACAUUUGGAGCCCAUGAAGAUCAAAACUGUGAAAACGUUCAAAAUUCCCACCAGCUUCAAGGCAAGGCCAAGUUGUAUACGCAAUCCUUCUCAUUACAAGAAAGUUAGCAAAGCUGUGGACACAGCAGACCUGAGCAUUGAAAUGGAUGAAAUGCCAAAAUGGGAUGAGGUUCAAGCGACCCUUCUGUGCUCUCUGGAGAAGGAACUCAGAGGACACCUCAUUGCAGAGUCCAGCGCUGCAGAUGCGCUGCUUAAGGAUGAAGGAACUCAGACUUAUGACUUUUACUCUGCUCCUUUCAAAGCAGAUGCAUCUCUGGCAGAUCUCACAGCCAAGAGGGCUCUGCAGCUUCAUGUACAGAUACAAACUGAGAGUGUCACCAAUAGACAUAACAAAUGUAGCUCUGCAUUCACAUACCUUUGCAGCCAUUCAUACAGACGAGAUGAGUUUUCUUCUCACUAUAAGAACGUUCAUUCAGAUAUCCAGUUCUCUUUAAAUGGCUGGUUUGAACAAAGGUGUCCUCUGGCUUAUUUGGGUUGCACCUUCAACCAGAGGCAACUCCGGCCUUCUACGCACAAAGCCAUGGUCUCCUAUGACAAAGACCUCAGCACAUUCACCCUCAAACCUGAGGUGCCAUCCAUUCUCUAUGAAGGUGUGGCAAAGGUGACUACAGAGAGGAAGCGUGCACGGAACCAGGAUGCUCUGAGCAAGUUGCCUUUUGAGGUUCUCAUCCACAUUGCUGGGUUUCUGGACAGCUUUACACUGUCUCAGCUGGCUCUUGUAUCCCAGUUAAUGAGAGAGGUGUGCGGGGUUUUGCUGCAAGAGAGAGGCAUGGUCUCGCUCAAGUGGGAAAAGAAAAUCUACUCACAUGGUAGAUGGUGCUGGAGAACUAGACAUAAGGUCUGGGAAUUCAGCAAUUUGUUUUACCCUGUGGAUAACUGGUGCUUGGACAAUUUCCCUUCAAUGUCUGAGCACCUAAAGGUCUGCCCCUAUUAUGAGAAGGAGAACAGAACAGAACCAGUACCCUUAACUGGUGUCUUCGAUUGUGAAGAACAAGAGAAAACACGGAGUCUUGUGUCUAUGUUUAGGAGGAAUAAAUGACAUUUGUUGAGAAAAAGUGGGGAAAAUAAUCAACAACAGGGUGGUUGUGAUGCAGCCUCAUGUUAGUUAGUGUUAUCACUCUAUAUUAGGCUGAUUAUUUUCCAAUAGUGGCAAUAGUUUAUCCCUUGAAAACCACAGCAAAAGACUCCUUCCAUUAAUGUAUAACAAGCACUUUUUAAAAUCUGUAAAUUAUUAUUAGACUAGAAAGCCAUUACCUAAGAAAAUUAAGAAUAAGUGCAUUAAUGUAAACCUCUGAUUUGCAGCUGGCAUUACAGUAUUAAGUAUUUCUAAACCCAUGCAAUGACAUGUCCAUUAUCGUGAUCUCUGGUCCUGAUUAAAGGCUAAACUCUAAUGAACCAUGAAUUAUGUCACAAUUCCACCACUCACUAUUAUAAAGCAAUAUUAGAUUAAUCAUUUUACAUUGUCUUCCUUGUAUUAACAUUUGUAUUAACAUAUACUGAAAAAUAAUAAAUUAUUUUUAAUUACUUGGGUUAUAAUGAUGUUUAUAAUGCAGUUGUCUAGAUAAAAGCUCUUUUUUUGGUGUUUUUAUAAUUAUUAUAGAUUAUAGAAGAAUUCAAUUCACAACAUUUUUGACCUUUGUCAUGAGGACAAGUACAAUUUGCUUACUUUGUGAAACAGGAAUGAA
This is a messenger RNA of Hemibagrus wyckioides, 2852 nucleotides long. It is a transcript of the gene fbxo40.1, whose product is annotated as F-box protein 40, tandem duplicate 1. The record is from RefSeq and is a predicted model, not a curated record. Gene Ontology annotation, cellular component: cytoplasm. Gene Ontology annotation, molecular function: protein binding; ubiquitin protein ligase activity; zinc ion binding. The transcript is spliced from 4 exons. NCBI's taxonomy places the organism in Eukaryota, Metazoa, Chordata, Actinopteri, Siluriformes, Bagridae. Bases 182 to 2206 code for a protein of 674 amino acids.